Messenger RNA from Gossypium raimondii (Peruvian cotton), 984 nucleotides. RefSeq names its product G-type lectin S-receptor-like serine/threonine-protein kinase SD2-5. The transcript has a single exon. Gene Ontology annotation, biological process: protein phosphorylation. The coding region runs from base 1 to 984 and encodes 327 amino acids. Lineage: Eukaryota; Viridiplantae; Streptophyta; Magnoliopsida; Malvales; Malvaceae. Gene Ontology annotation, molecular function: protein kinase activity; ATP binding. The record is from RefSeq and is a predicted model, not a curated record.
AUGUUGGGGAUGCCAACAAGAUUCUCUUAUCAAGAGUUGAAAAAGGUUACCAACAAUUUUAGCAACAAACUUGGUGAAGGUGGAUUUGGGUCUGUUUUUCAUGGAACACUGCCUUCGGGUUCUCAAGUUGCAGUGAAACAUCUUGUUGGCUUUGGUCCAGUUAACAAGUCCUUCAUAGCUGAAGUUCAGACGAUUGGAAGCAUCCACCAUUUCAAUUUGGUAAGUCUGGUUGGAUUUUGUGCUGAAAGAUUCAAUAAUCUUUUAGUUUACGAGUACCUGGUUAAUGGAUCACUAGACCGAUGGAUCUUCAACCAAAACCAAAAACUUGCUCUUGGUUGGCAAAUUAGAAAGAAAAUCAUUCUAGAUAUAGCCAAAGGACUAGCCUAUCUUCAUGGAGAUUGCCACCAAAAGAUAAUUCAUUUCGACAUCAAACCAGAAAAUAUCCUUUUAGACGAGAAUUUCAAUGCCAAAAUUUCAGAUUUUGGGUUAUCUAAGCUAAUUGGAAAAGAUCAAAGUCAAGUCGUAACAACUAUGAGGGGAACCCCUGGUUAUAUGGCUCCCGAAUGGCUAACUUCAACCAUAACUGAGAAAGUAGAUGUCUAUAGCUUUGGUAUUGUGGUCCUAGAAAUUCUGUGCGGGCGUCGAAACAUCGAUAGAUCUCAACAGGAAGAAGAUAGGCAUUUAUUGGAACUGUUUAGGAGAGAGCAAGAAGAAGGGCAACUCCUGGAUUUAGUUGAUAAGUGCAAUAGUGAUAUGCAAUCGAAUGCAAUUGAAGUUGUGGAGAUGAUGAAGGUCGUUGCAUGGUGCUUACAAACUGAAUAUGUAAAGAGGCCUUCCAUGUCCACCGUGGUGAAGCUUUUUGAGGGCUCAGCUGAUGUUGUAAGUGAUAACCUGAAUGAAGAUUUUUUAAAUGGAUUAAUACUUGAAGCGACAGAGACCGACACUUCAACAAUUUUACCUUCUAUAUUAUCUGGGCCGAGGUGA